CAAAAUCAGCAACUAUCCGCCGAACUAGCCCAAACCCAAGAGCAAAAUAAUCUCCAUUUAGAAGAUAUUCGCACUAAGGAAGGGAUUAUUAGCGAACAAAAGGAAGAAUUAGCACAAUUAGAAAGUAGCGAAAAAACUCUAACCCAAGAAAAACAAAACCUUAUCCAGCAAGUCCAAGAAGAUAGAGCAACUUAUCAACGAGCAAAAUCCCAACUUAAAGAAGCUCACCAAAAAGAACUAAACGAACAAAAAUCUUUCUAUUCUAGGAAAAUAAAAGACUUAACUAGCCAACUAACCACCGAAAAGCAAACUAACACUAACCUAGAAAGCCAACUCCAAAGUCAGCAAGAACAAAACACCCUCUUAAAAGAAACUAACCAAACCCGCGAGCAAAGAAUAACUCAACUAGAAACCUACUUAAACGAAAGCCAACAGGAUAGCACCCAAAAGCAAACUUUAAUCAACCAACUCAACCAAGAUAAAAUAACCCUUCAAACUAAAAUCACCCACUUAACUAACCAAACUACCGAACAAACCCGUAAACUAACCGACCAACUAACCCAAAUUAACACCCAACAAGCUGAUUUACUCCAAAAAGAAGCCAAACUAGCUAAACAUAAAAACAAAAAAGCCUUAACUAAGGAAGAAAUCAAAACUUUAACCGAAAAUGUCACUAAUUAUCAAGCCAAAGAGAGAGAUUUUGAAGCAAGAAUAAGAGUUUUAGAGGAUAAAGAAACCAGGCAACGCGGGGCUUUAACUCAAUUGCUAGCUAACCGGGAAAAUGAGUUAAGAGAAUUGGAGGAGAAUAAUGACUAA
Funneliformis geosporum is the source of this 816-nucleotide messenger RNA. Lineage: Eukaryota; Fungi; Glomeromycota; Glomeromycetes; Glomerales; Glomeraceae. The record is from the annotation of a GenBank genome assembly.